AUGUAAACUCUUAUUGGAACCAAAAAAGGAUAAAUUUAUCAUCUUGAAAUCAACAGACCCAAACAACUGUAUAUCCUAUUGCUAUUUCUAGGAAUACCAUGUCAAAACAGCUAUUUCAAGAUUUGAAAGCCUCAGUCGAUAUUAUUAAUCAGACUGACGAUGUUAGAGUUGUGGUUUUCACAGGAAGAGGAAAGCAUUUCUGCGCUGGUCUUGACCUAAAAGAGGCUCCAUCAAUGUUCUAAGUACCUUUUAAAGUGAUAUUGUUUCUGAGACUCCUGAAGAAUUAGAUUAAGCAAGGAAGUCAAUCAGAAUAUAUGAUUUAAUCAAGGAUUGGCAAUUAGCCAUGACAUCAUUAUCCAGAAUCAGAGUCCCCGUCAUCGUUGGCAUUCAAGGAUGCUGUUUUGGAGGGGCUAUUGAUCUCAUUACUUCUGCUGACAUCAAAUAUUGUUCUGAAGAUGCUAAAUUCUCAAUCAAAGAAAUUGAUAUCGGAAUGUAAACUCCAAUCCAUUUCACUUUUUAGGGCUGCAGAUAUAGGAACUCUUUAAAGACUGGGUUAAUAAAAUGCCAAUACCUCACUCUUUAGGGAAUAGGCCUAUACAGGAAGAAUUUUUGAUGCCUAAGAAGCCUUACACCUGGGUUUAGUUAGCAAAGUAGUUAAGAAUGACCAACUAAAUGACGAAAUCUUUAAGCUUGCUGAGAUCAUUGCUUCUAAGUCUCCAAUUGGAAUUUAUACAAUUAAGAGCAUCUUGACAAGGGAAUCAAAUUUAGAUUCAUAAUUAGAGGUUAUGGCAAGAACCAAUAUGUCAUUGGGCUUUACAAAUGAUAUGCCUACUGGAAUUACUGCUCUAAUUACAAAAGGGAAGGCAGAGUUUCCAAAAUUAUGA
Molecule: messenger RNA, 884 nt
Organism: Paramecium octaurelia
Lineage: Eukaryota; Ciliophora; Oligohymenophorea; Peniculida; Parameciidae
Source: the annotation of a GenBank genome assembly